Molecule: messenger RNA, 1422 nt
Organism: Arabis nemorensis
Lineage: Eukaryota; Viridiplantae; Streptophyta; Magnoliopsida; Brassicales; Brassicaceae
Source: the annotation of a GenBank genome assembly
AUGUUACCUGUGAAAGAGGGUCUUCAGAGACAGGUUAAGGUUCUGAUUGGAAUUGGGAAUUUAGGGUUUGGUGGUUGUCAUAGGGGUUUCCACUCUAGGUUGACUAACCCUAACGGGUUUCUCGAACCUGCGAGCUCUGAUUUGCUCUUGGUUAACGAAAGGAGGAAUCUUUCUGUCGUUGGUGCUGUCUCUCGGACUUUCUCUGUGCCUUCAGUAUCUGGUCCGGCCUUUCAGGUCUGUGGAUAUCACAUUGAUCUUUUGCUUUCGGGAUCCGGCGUAGCUUCUUCGGUUUCCGGUAAAUCGAUGGCGGCUUGUGGUUCGAAAUCCUUGUUUGUGGAUCCUCGGGUUUCAAAGCGUUACGCUGGUAUGGUGUAUGGAGACGGAAGCCCUCCCAGCCGUGGAAGAAUCAGUAUGAGAUUAAGAGGACGAGAUCACCGCGAAGGUUCUUCUACCACCUAUGGGUAUUUUGCUUAUAGAGCUGUGAAGAGAUGGAUCGCCUUGAAUCCUCAGAGUGGAGGAUGGGGUUUUAGAGGCUUGCAUAGCUCACUUUUGAAUCAGUAUUCAGCUGGGAAUGCGCCUGAUGUCUCGUUCGAUAACUCUGUCACGGAGGAACAAGUUAGAGAUUCUUUGGAUCCUGUAGCAGCUAAGCUAUCCGCUAAGCCCCUCAAGCUUGUCUCGGGGUCGUGCUACCUACCACAUCCUGAUAAAGAGGAGACUGGGGGAGAGGAUGCUCACUUUAUCUGCGCAGAGGAGCAAGCAUUGGGUGUGGCAGAUGGUGUGGGAGGUUGGGCAGAGCUCGGUAUCGAUGCAGGUUUUUACUCUCGGGAGCUUAUGUCUAACUCGGUCAGUGCAAUCCAAGACGAGCCUAAAGGAUCGAUUGAUCCAGCCAGAGUAUUGGAAAAGGCUCAUACUAGCACAAAGUCGAAAGGGUCUUCAACGGCUUGCAUCAUAGCCUUGACCGACCAGGGACUUCACGCGAUCAACCUAGGGGACAGCGGGUUCAUAGUAGUCCGUGAAGGGCAUACCGUUUUCCGUUCCCCAGUUCAACAGCAUGACUUCAACUUCACGUAUCAGUUGGAGAGUGGAAGUAACGGCGACUUGCCAAGCUCAGGUCAGGUUUUCACGGUUGCUGUUGCUCCUGGAGAUGUGAUAAUAGCUGGAACAGACGGAUUAUUCGACAACCUGUACAACAACGAGAUCACAGCGGUAGUGGUUCACGCGGUGAGAGCUGGCAUAGAUCCUCAGGUAACAGCACAGAAGAUUGCAGCGUUGGCGCGCCAAAGAGCACAAGACAAAAACAGACAAACCCCGUUCUCGACAGCAGCACAGGAUGCUGGCUUCAGAUACUAUGGAGGUAAGCUCGACGACAUUACAGUUGUUGUCUCUUAUGUAGCGGCCUCAAAAGCGGAAGAAAAACAUUGA